Molecule: messenger RNA, 504 nt
Organism: Penicillium verhagenii
Lineage: Eukaryota; Fungi; Ascomycota; Eurotiomycetes; Eurotiales; Aspergillaceae
Gene: aspf13
Product: allergenic cerato-platanin Asp F13
Exons: 1
Coding region: 1-504 (167 amino acids)
Source: RefSeq, a predicted model, not a curated record
AUGAAAUCCAUCACCGCCAUCACCUGCACUCUUCUGACAGCUGCCCAUCUCGUCAGCGCCGUCCCUGCACCACAGGCAGCUACCACGCCAGUAGACUCAAAUGAUACAACUGGACAGUCCGUCUCAGUCUCGUACGAUCAAAAAUAUGACGUCGGGACAUCAUCUCUGAAUACGGUCGCUUGCUCAGAUGGUGCCAAUGGCCUCGAAAGCGACGACUACACAACCUUUGGCUCGCUUCCCACGUUCCCAUUGAUCGGCGGUGCACCCACCAUCGAUGGUUGGAACAGUUCAGCCUGCGGCACAUGCUACCAGCUGCACUUCCAGUCCGGCAAGAUUGACGAGACCAUCAAUAUUCUUGCUAUUGACGCGGCCACGGGUGGAUUCAACAUCGGCCUUACGGCUAUGAACCGCCUGACCAAUGGCCAGGCUGAGAAUCUGGGUCGUGUGACUGCCACCUACUUUGAAGUGGAUGGCAGCAUUUGUGGUCUCAGCUCGGAGAAUUGA